CAUGUAAGCUAAGAUGAAGUAGGGUAGCUUGCAUAUAUUGUGGUAGAUCGCUGCAAUGUAACGUUAAUGUUUGAUAGUGUUGAUAACCGUGUUAUUGUGUGAACCACAGUGCUACUGUUAAGUUAGCUAGCUAGCUGACUAGCUCAACAAAGUGUACUUACGAAGGGUCUGUUAAAUAACCAAGCUCACCAGUUAGCUAACAAGCUUGUUUUGCUAACAAAAAGCUUGCUAGUAACAUAAAAUACUUGGGUCGUCAAAUAUCAAUUAGCCUUGGGUACGGUGAUGUUGGAGCUGCAAUCUAGCAAUUUCUGUGCUUUUUUUAUUUCGGUGUUUACGUUACUAACCAUCUCGGCUUCGGCUGGUUCAAGAAUGUAUGGAGGCUAACGUCAGGAAUAGUAGCCGAUGUUGUGUUAGCAAUGAGCUGAAUGCUAGUUUGCAACUGCUGUGUGCAAUGGUACAUUAUAAUUUGAGGUUUGUGCUUACGUUAGAUGUUGGUAGGUUGGUUAGUUAGCUAUAUGAUAUCAAGAACUUUGCAAACUUGGAUAUGUAGCCAGCACAUUUCCUGCAGAUCUGAUUCAACGUUGUGUGUACAGUGUUGAAACAGUAACGUAUGAGGCAGUUGAGUUUGCAAUUACAGUAACGUCACACUACGUUACACAAUAGUUCGAACAAGAACUAUGCAACAACAAUCGGACUGGUUCGCUGCAAUUGAAGCUGUCCCUUGCUAGCCCCUUUUAUUAUGGCAAGAAAACUCCAUUAGAGGAAGGGUGUGGUGUAGUUUGCCUGGUGUGUGUGUUCCAGUGUGACAGAGUGUAAGUGGAUCGCUUGUGUUGUCCUUCCGAGAGCUCCCGCCAGACAGGAAAUGCUAGUGUAGAGGGUAGUUCGACAGAACUUACUCAGGAGUAGGUAAAGGAAAUAAAUCGCUGCGCACUUAGAAAUGUAUUGAAAGGACCGUCAUAGGAUUUUGUGCUGUACUAUCAGCACAUUUAUAUUUGGUCUGCAUGAUGAACUUCUAGAUUAUUAACAUGGAAAAGACAGCUGUUGUGUUUGUUCUAAACACCCAAAACAGUCUAAUAAGUAGAACUGUUGUAAGAAAGACCCCACUGAGUUGGAAGAACUCCAGUCUAUGUAGAUAACGUUCCUUUUCAGUGGAACACCACACCCCUUAACAGUGCUGUGUUUGUUACUGUCAUCACAAGACAAACACAAUCACCCCAGGGGCCCUUUAUGACUCCCUCCCAGAGCGAAUUGUAGGCCACUGUGAAAAGAAGACAAGUCUGCUCUUACGCACAUAAUGCCAUUCUGUAGAAACCAGGAAGUAAUUGCGGAAACAGAUGCAGGACCGACACUCAGCUGAUGCAGUGGGCUCCCGCAGACCUUUGCUAAUUAGUACCAUGCACUGCAGCAAACUGCGAGAGCACAGACCGGUAUAAUGACGUGUUUAAGGAGUGCUUCAGACGGCUCUGUGUUUGUGUGUACUCUGCUGGGUUGGCCUGGAGUGUUGGUGUGCAAUCCGGAAGGCAGUUGCCAGGGCAGGGCUUUCUGUGGGGUGACUCAGAGGAAUGAGUCAUGACCUCGGUGGUGGUUGUCGAUGGAGGAGGGGCCAUUCUGGAAUACGUCUCUGACGCAGAGGUGGUCUCUCAGGAGGUGGCGCUGGAUUCAGAGGAGAGCAUGUGUGAGAUAAAGAAGGAAGAAGAGAUGAGGGAGGAAGAGUGCCCAGCCGUGGUGGUUGAACAGGUGCAGUGUGCCGAGCUGGAGCAGUGCUACGCUGCACAGGUGGUCGUUUACGACGACGAGACCUACCUGAUGCAGGGCGUGGCUGAAGAGCAGGAGGUGGAGACUGAAGUCCUGGAGAUUUCCUCAGUGGAGGCAUCAGCUCAUGGAGGAGGUGGCUAUGUGUCUUUUGAUAAGACGAUUGAAGCCGCAGAGGCCUUGCUACACAUGGACUCACCAUCCAGCUUUGUGGAGGACCGUAGUCCUGUGCCAGACAUGCUGGGAGAGAUGGAGGUGGAAGUGGAGGUGAGCACUGAGAACACGGAGCCCAUGGAGCCCCUGGAGGAGGAGCUCACGCUGGAGAGAGACAUCCAGAGGGGCAAGAAAGGCAGGAAGCGCAAAGCCACACCGCAGGCUGAGCGGGAGGGGUCCCCUGACCUAACCUUCAAGAAGAAGCCCAGGGUGGGCAAAAACAGUACCUAUCUGUGGGAGUUUCUGCUCGACCUUCUGCAGGACAGGAACACCUGUCCCAAAUACAUCAAGUGGACCCAGCGGGAGAAGGGCAUCUUUAAGCUGGUGGACUCCAAGGCUGUAUCCAAACUCUGGGGCAAAUACAAGAAUAAGCCCGACAUGAACUAUGAGACCAUGGGCCGAGCCCUCAGAUAUUAUUACCAGCGUGGCAUCCUGUCGAAAGUGGAGGGACAGCGGUUGGUGUACCAGUUUAACGACAUGCCCAAGAACAUCGUGUUCAUCGACGAUGACAAAAUCGACGCUCCGACCAUCCCCCAGGCAGCGUGCGAGCGAGUGACCCCUGUGACCGUGACCACCACCAUGCCAUCAUCACCCAGCAUCCUCCGGGGCGGACGUCUAGGGGCUCAGGUCAAAGUUCAAUCCCCCACCGCGGCCCCUGUACCCACCAAACCUGCCCAGAUGCUGCGCAUCGUCAACGUCUCGUCCGGGUCCGAGUCCUUCGUCACCUUGCAGGGGGGUUGUCCUGUUACUUCAGCAUCAGGCCCCAGGACCCUGCAGGUCCCCAUGAUGAUGACCACGUCACUGGGCCAGAAGUUCUCUACGAUAUCAGCCAUGAGCCAGCCCGGCUCGCAGCUGCUCACCACCACCUCCCCGACCUCGGCCCACCAGACGCACCAGAAGGUGUUGAUACAGGCGCUCCCCACCAUGGUCCCGGCCACGGGUGAGAACGGCCAGAAGAUCACGGUGCAGCUGGCCAAGCUCAUCACCAUCCCUGCCUCACAGUAUGCCCAGCUAUCGCAGUCCAAAGGCGCCGGCGGAGGCUUCAGUCUGAUGGGGACGCCGCUCACCCUCCGCAAUAUCACCCCCUUCUCCAUGCCAACCACAGCUGUGCCUGCUCCCUCCACCACGCAGGUGCUGAGGUUCGUCACCCAGCAACCUGCCAUUGCAGCUCCUGCCCCUGCCCCUGCCCCCGCCCCUGCCCCUACCCCUGCUACCACCAUGGUUGUUGCGGCAACGGACAGUGCCACGCAGACGGCAGCAAUGUCGGAGUGUGACGUCACUAUCGUCAAGGUGGAGACUCAGGAGGACACCUCCACACAGGUGGUCACAGACGCAUCGGCGCCCUCUGAUAGCUGAGACACGGUCUCUCUCUCUCUCUCUCACACACACACACACACACACACACACACACACACAGAGAAGGAGCCUGACUGGUAUAAGAAAUAUAUCAGUUUCUUCCAAUGGCAGUCUCAUACACGCACACACAAACCCAUACACUUGUUUCAGUCGCUGCGACUCUAAAGGUCAGACAUGGAAGCCCCUCAAAGAAUAUGUGAUGUAGGAAUGAACCCCAAUAUUGUCAUGGACAAUUAAAAUGCAUAGGAGUUAAGGGGAAGGCCAAUGUAUGUUAGAUGGUAAGGUGAUCAAGGUGAAUACAUACAUACACACACACACACACACACACACACACACACACACUCACACUAACAACGCCAACACUACAACACACUCACUCACUCACACAGACUUGGCAGAGAUGAUCCAAUCAGGCUUUAACUUGACAUUGGCAGUACAAUUAAAAAUAUCUAGAUUGAUGGUUAAUAUUAUUGAGAUAAUAAUACCCCCACCACAUCCUGACUUGCUCUAGAAUGGAAAUGGAACUCAGCCAAGCUCUUGAGGAGUGGUCGUUUUUUUAAAAGUACUUAAAGCGUCUGAAGACUCAAACCUCCGUCUGUCACUGUGCGAACGCGAGAACCAAUCAUCUGGUGCUACAACCUGCAGUCGUGGGGGUGGGGGGGGGGGUCUGUGUGUGUGUGGAACAGGGGCAUCCCACCGCUCUGCAUGGACCUUGGGCAUAAAGGGACUUUGUACAUACUGUCAAUACAGAAUAUGAGAUUUCUUAAAUGAUAAACAGGCAGCCUUAGAUGAAAAUGAAAAA
Clupea harengus (Atlantic herring) is the source of this 4123-nucleotide messenger RNA. It is a transcript of the gene elf2a, whose product is annotated as E74 like ETS transcription factor 2a. Gene Ontology annotation, cellular component: nucleus. The record is from RefSeq and is a predicted model, not a curated record. NCBI's taxonomy places the organism in Eukaryota, Metazoa, Chordata, Actinopteri, Clupeiformes, Clupeidae. Gene Ontology annotation, molecular function: sequence-specific DNA binding; DNA-binding transcription factor activity, RNA polymerase II-specific. Gene Ontology annotation, biological process: cell differentiation; regulation of transcription by RNA polymerase II.